ACCGUCUUCCGCGAACACAAGUACUCGGCCAAGACUGCAGCAGCACCCGCACACAGCCGCCGCCGCCGCCGCCGCCUAUUCCCCUUCCACCCCACCAUCUCGUCCGAUUUUCCCGGCCUUCCGUUCCCGUCGGCGACCAUUUCCCCUCCUCGACACAUCCGGUGGCCGGCAAGGAGAUGGCCCCGACGCUGAUGGAGCUCCCGGGCAGCCUCCUCACCGAAAUCCUCCUCCGGCUGCCCGACCCGGAGGACCUCGCCCGCGCCUCGGCCGCCUGCCCCGCCUUCCGCCGCCUCGCCACCGACGGCUCCUUCCUGCGCCGCUUCCGCCGCCUCCACGCCCCACGGUUUCUCGCCUUCAUCGACCUCGACGGGUUCCAGCCCGCGCUCCCGCCCCACCCCUCCGCGCCCGCCGCCCGCGCGCUUGCCAGCGCCGCUGACUUCUCCUUCUCCUUCCUCCCCUCCCACUGUCGCUGGAUCCCGAUGGACGUCCGCGACGGCUGCGUCCUCCUCGGCCGGGACCACGGGAAGGACGCGCGGCCUCCGAUCUGCAGGGAGCUCGCGGUGUGCGACCCCCUGCACCGGCGGUACGUCCUGCUCCCCCCGGUGCCCGACGCCCUCGUCGCCUCGGUGGAGCGCCCGCCCCCCGUGCUACGCAGGCCCUCGGACGAGCCUCUCCUCCUUCCCCUCAGCGAGAACGAUGCGGCGGCGGAAGGGACGGCAUUCACGGUGAUCUCUAUGGUGCAUUGCGAGACUAAGCUGGUCCCCUUUGUAUUCUGUUCGAGCACCGGGCAGUGGCGAGCCGCGGCACCCAUGCUUUGGUCGGCCAUGCCAGUGUCGCCCAUGGAUCCUGCUUAUCUCAGGCGGCACCACGCCUAUGGCUGCUUCUACUGGGACUCCACCAAUAUCAAGAGGAAAGAGUUGCUUGUGCUUAACAUCCAGAGGAUGGAGUUCUCCAUCGCCGAGCUCCCAUCCUCUGGUUGGGGCACUCUAGGCGUGGCCAUUGUGGAGGCAGGGGAAGGCAGGCUUGGGCUGUUUGGCAUCCGUGAUGGAACCGCAGGUGGCAGCAAACAUGACCUCUGCUACAGCGUUAGGCAGAACAAAGGCAAGAAUUCCGGCCAGUGGCGGAUGGUGAAGACGUUCUCACUAGGUCCUGAGGGCCUGCAUUAUCUCAAAGCUGCAACAGAGAGGUAUGUGCUCCUGAUAUGUUCUGAAGCCCCACGGUUCGUUGGCUUGUCUAUGGUGAUGCCAGACUUGUUGGAGUAUUUCUCGGUGGACGUCAAGAAGUUGCAGCUUGAGAGGGUCUGUGUGAAGCCUUUCGGGAAGUCCUUGUCCAGGACGCGCAUAUAUGCCCACUUCCCGCCAUCGCUGUCUUCGCCGACAAUAUGAAGUGAUUCGCUGGAGCCGCAAACAGAUCAGCAUUCUCAAUUCAAGACAACUGGGAUUUCAGCAGCGUGGAUGUAGCAUCAUUGUGAAUGUUCUCAAUUCGCGGUAGACGUCAUCACCUUGCCUAUAGGAUGGUACUAUUUACAUUGCUUUGCCUGGCGUUCGUCAUGUAUAUGUUUUGGUUAAUUAUUGUAGCAUCAUUUUGGAUGUUCUUUUCUGAGUGCGGCAGUGUUCGUGUCUAUGUUGUGUUCUUCCUUUGAUACCAUAAGAAUGUUACAUUUUAAUUAACGGUCCCAAUCAAUCAAGAACUGUAGUAAAUCCACCUUUAUUAUUUA
Messenger RNA from Triticum dicoccoides, 1717 nucleotides. RefSeq lists its product as uncharacterized. The record is from RefSeq and is a predicted model, not a curated record. The transcript has 2 exons. Bases 177 to 1385 code for a protein of 402 amino acids. NCBI's taxonomy places the organism in Eukaryota, Viridiplantae, Streptophyta, Magnoliopsida, Poales, Poaceae. Gene Ontology annotation, molecular function: protein binding.